CUAUGACAACUCAAAAUGAAAAUGAUUCUACUUUGUCUUAUCAACCUCAAAUUAAUGAUACAUUUAAAGAACAUGACGAGUUUGUCAACAAAAUUAAAAACUAUGCACAUGAUGAAAAUCCUAAAAAAGAACGAAAUCGAGCAUCUCAACGUUAUGGUUGUUCUUUUUAUAUUCGUGCCUCUUUAAAUAGUACUAAUGAAUUAUUACGUCGGGCUAGUGUAGAUGUUCCAACGAUACGUGCAAUAUUAAAGGAAGAAUUCAGAGAUCAUGUUACAUGGGUAUAUGAUGAUAUCUACAAUUUUAUUUAUUAUUUAGAAGGAUCUCCUGAAAAAAGAGAGUUAGAUGCUGAGGAAUUUACUAAAAUAUUAGAACAAUUUAAGUAUGAUAAUAAUGAACUAGAGCGAGUAAUAUGGAUGUUUCCUGAACAACGUAUGAAUUAUAGUAGGUUUAAUGAUAUAAUAGUUUAUGAUAACACUUACAAAACCAAUCAUUUUAAGAGGCCAGUCGGGAUUUUUACUGGAGUAAAUAAUUAUGGAUAUAGUGUAUGUUUCGCCGGUGCAUUAAUGAUUAAUGAAACGGAAGAAAAUUUUUCAUGGAUUUUUACUAAAUUUCUUGAAAUGAUUAAUCAUCAUGCACCAAAUGUUAUUCUUACAGAUGAAGAUCACGCAAUAGCAAAUGCUUAUGCAAGAAUUCUGCAACCUUUGGGUACAAAACAUCGAUUAUGCCAAUGGCAUUUAAUGAAAAAUAUAAUGAAGAAUUUAAAUGCAAAACUUGGUACAAAUUGGUCAGCAUUUAUAAAAGAUCUUUAUAAAUGCUUUGGAGAAAUGGAUAUUUCAAACUUUCUUACACAAUGGGAUACACUUAAAACACUUUAUCCACCAGCAGCAUCUUAUUUGUUACGUAUGGAGAAAACAAAGGAAAAGUGGGCAGCAUGUUUUAAUUGCGAUACUUUUAUGGCAGAUAUGACAACCACACAACGUGGAGAGUCUAUGAACAAUAUGAUGAAAGGUUAUUUAGAUGUGAAUACAUCUCUUACUGCAUUUAUAUCAGUAUUUCAAUCAGCACUAGAUACACAAAAUGAAAAAACUGAGUUCCGAAUAUUUCAACAAAAUAAUUUUAAUGUUAUCUAUAAAACUACAAGUUUAUACGAACAAGAGCUUCCAACUAGUCUUUUUUAUGAUCGAUGGAAAAAAAAUCCAAAUGAAAAAGAACUUAUCAGUAAUUACAUCACCUUUAUAACCUCAACUCCAUUGCAGCAGCCGACACUAGAUAAUGAAUCGAACAAUUGCCAAAAUGAUCAAUAUAUGUUUACUCGAUUGUUACAAAAAAUACAACGAUUUGUAUUACAAAAUCCAAUAAUGGCUACAACACUAUAUACACCUUUUAAUGAAAUAUUUACCACUGAAAUUGAAAAAACUAAUAGAACACGAUCUGACAGUUCAAAGAUUACACCAACAAUAAAAAAUCUAUUAACAGUACAAAAUAUACCGGAACUACAAGAAUCUAUCACUUCUAGUAUAACACAUGUGGACCCAUUAUACGAGCUUCAAGAUCUUAAUACUGAAACAAUGUAUUCACAAGGCUCUAGUUCUUCAAGCCAGUAUUUUAUUGGAUCAGAUUUUUUAUCUGAUGAAUUGAACUUAGAAAAAAGUCAAAAUGAGAAAGAACGAUGUCAAUAUUGUGGUGAAACUCUACCAAAUCCACUACCAUCAAAAGUUUUAGAAUAUUUGAAUGAUAUAGCUAUGAAAAAAAAUGAACAAUAUGAAUUUUGCUGGGUUCAUAGAGGAGAAGGAAUAAUUAUUCCUUAUGGAAUUGAGAAAGGAUAUCCACUAAAUAUAGACUUCAUAGAAUUACCUAAUCGGAUUACAAAGUUGAAAUAUGAGUUGCUAAAAAUUAUAAAAGGCUCACGAUAUAGUGAAUUUCGUGUAAAUUCAAUUAAAAGAAUUCAAGAAAAUGGAAUAUCAAAAGCCAAUAAUUCAUUGCUGCAAAUCAACUAUUUCGAAUCUUAUCAGGGUUUAGCGGUUAUUUUAAAAACUUUAACGGAAAUGUUUGUCGAGACUAAAAUAUUAACUACAAAUCUUUGUGCACCGCAAUCAUCCUCUCAAUAUUUGGCACAAGUUUUGGUUCUGGAAACAGCGAUCAGACUUAUUGCAGAGGAUUUUGAUAAUAUUUCUUUAGAAGCCGCAAAAAACAUUAUGGUUGAUAGCGUUGAGUUUGGACAAUAUGUUCAUGAUGAUAGUAAUUGA
This is a messenger RNA of Racocetra fulgida, 2246 nucleotides long. Lineage: Eukaryota; Fungi; Glomeromycota; Glomeromycetes; Diversisporales; Gigasporaceae. The record is from the annotation of a GenBank genome assembly.